Messenger RNA from Ceutorhynchus assimilis (cabbage seed weevil), 623 nucleotides. NCBI's taxonomy places the organism in Eukaryota, Metazoa, Arthropoda, Insecta, Coleoptera, Curculionidae. The record is from the annotation of a GenBank genome assembly.
GGCACCUGUCAGCUAUCAAUUUUUGUCUAUUUUAUCCAAAUUAGGUAUUAAUUUUUGCUUUUUCAAAUUUUGAGUUAAAACGCUUGAUGCAAUAGGUAUGGCUUGCUUCAAGGGGUUCUUCAAGAAAUCGAAAUCUGGAGGAGGAUCUAGCAAAAAAUCUCGCCCCGGAAAAAUAACCAGUAAUCCGUUUUUGAACUUCUUAAGAAAGUUUCGACAAGAACAUUUGGGCUGGCCCCAAAAGAAAGUCGCGAUGGAGGGCGCCAAACUUUGGUGUAGCAUGACUUUGCAACAGCGCAGGGAGUAUUACGAUCAAGCGUGCAAAAUAAGGCGAAAGAGAAAAUGCAAUCCGGGUAAAUUGACGAAUAAUCCUUUUUUAAAUUAUCUGCGCGUUUUUCGAAGAAAGCAUUGCAAGUGGAACCAAGCCAGAAUUGCCAUACAAGGCGCCAAAUGUUGGUGUAGAUUAAACGAAAAACAGAGACGAAAAUUUUAUAAACAAGCGAGGCGAAGAAGUACGAACAAUUCUAGAAACCGAUGCCAUUGAAAUUUAUUUUUAUUUUGGAUAUUUAAUGCAUGUAAAUGUACUUUUUGCAAAAUUUUGUAAAUUCAUUGCACUGAUAAAAUAA